Anoplopoma fimbria (sablefish) is the source of this 3771-nucleotide messenger RNA. It is a transcript of the gene prdm16, whose product is annotated as PR domain containing 16. Lineage: Eukaryota; Metazoa; Chordata; Actinopteri; Perciformes; Anoplopomatidae. Bases 157 to 3465 code for a protein of 1102 amino acids. Gene Ontology annotation, cellular component: nucleus. Gene Ontology annotation, biological process: regulation of transcription by RNA polymerase II. The record is from RefSeq and is a predicted model, not a curated record. Gene Ontology annotation, molecular function: DNA-binding transcription activator activity, RNA polymerase II-specific; RNA polymerase II cis-regulatory region sequence-specific DNA binding. The transcript has 13 exons.
CGCGCUCGCUGACUAGAUUAGAGAGUAGCCCAGCAGAGGAGCGCCGGGCUUCAUCUCGAGAUCACCGACCGUCUGCAGCGCGCCUGGCCACUCCGCGACCUCCUCUCCCCGGCCCUGUCCGUUCCAGCGCCCCGCUCCCUCUCCGGCGGACCGACUAUGGGUUGUGUCGCCAACUCCACCGGGACCGAAGUGCUACUGCAGCUGGAGGCUCUCCGCAGCGCCGCGCAACUUUCGCAACUAUUCCGUCUCACGGAGAAAAGAAAGAUUUAUUAUAAAGCUGUCCGGGACAUCGAAGCAGGGGAGGAGCUCUUAGUGUAUAUGAAGGACGGCAUUUUCCCCGAGGGAUCCAUGGCACCCAACCUACAAGACGAGCAGAUGUACCGCUGUGAAGACUGUGAUGAGCUGUUCUCCUCAACACUUGAGCUGCGGCGGCACCAGAAGUAUUCGUGCUCCAGCAGCGGCUCCAUCUUUGACUCACUGAGAGAGGACUUCAAACAGGAACGUGAGGACAGCGACGAGCCCGUCCACGAAUGUAAAGACUGUGAGAAGAUUUUCCCAAAUGAGUACAGUCUGGGCCAACAUAUGAUAGUCCAUACUGAGGAGAGGGAGUACAAAUGUGACCAGUGCCCCAAAGCCUUCAACUGGAAGUCCAACCUCAUCCGCCACCAGAUGUCACAUGACAGUGGCAAACGUUUUGAGUGUGAAAACUGUGAUAAGGUGUUCACAGAUCCCAGCAACCUUCAGCGUCACAUCCGCUCUCAGCACGUGGGGGCACGCGCUCAUACAUGCCCUGAGUGUGGCAAGACCUUUGCCACCUCUUCAGGCCUCAAGCAGCAUAAGCACAUCCACAGCAGUGUCAAACCCUUUAUCUGCGAGGUGUGCCACAAAUCCUACACCCAGUUCUCCAACCUCUGCCGCCACAAGCGUAUGCAUGCUGACUGCCGUACCCAGAUCAAGUGUAAGGACUGUGGGCAGUUGUUCAGCACUACCUCCUCCCUCAACAAGCAUCGCCGCUUCUGUGAGGGCAAAAACCAUUACGGCUCUCCAGCAGGGAUGUUCAACCCUGGCAUCCCCUUGAGCUCCAGCCCCAUCAUGGCCAAGGUCAAGUCCCAUCAUCACCACCUUCAAGGUCUAAACCAGUCAGGUUUAGGCUUCACUGACUACUUUCCCUCCCGACCCCACCCUCAUGCUGGCUUGCCCUUCUCCCCAGGAGCCCAUGGCUUCCCAUCCCUCCAUCAUGGUUUCCCAGGUAUCUUCUCUCCAUCACUGUAUCCGCGACCACCUUUAUUGCAGGCUACCCCCUUACUAAAGAGCCCGCUGGGCGGCAGCAGUCAGGAGGUGAAAUUGCCUCGGAGUCCCCUAGAUGCCCCUCCAAUGUCCCUGGUUAGUUCCACAAACACCAAUGGAGGUAACAGUUUGAAUCAGCUGGAAGUCAAAGAAAAAGAGAACAAACUGGAUUUGUCUUCUGGAGAAGCCAAGCCAAAAUCUAAGAUGGCAGACUUGUCUGAUGGUAGUGACCUUGAAGACGUUAAUACCACAAGUGGGACAGAUUUGGACACCACCACUGGUACUGCUUCAGGUGAUGGUUCUGACCUGGAGAGCGAUGGAGAGAGUGAACGUGAGCGAAGUGGUAAAAGAAGGAAGCCGUCUGGGGCAAUAUCAAGUCAAGAAGGCCACCAGUUAGAAGACACAGACAGUGCGUUGAUGUCAGCUGUGUCAAGUUCUGGAAACUUUGCUAUUGAUCGUCCCUUUCAGUCUUCUGCACCAUCCCAGCACUCCUUCUUCCCACCGCCUGAUGAACAAGCCCUGCCGCCCACCCACAUAAAUGCAAAUGCAGCCACCACAGAUUCUAUCAAAGCCAUCGCCUCUAUUGCUGAGAAAUAUUUUGGUCCAGGUUUAAUUGGUCUCCAUCAGGAGAAGAAAAUGGGUCCAUUGCCCUACCAUUCCAUGUUUCCCUUCCAGUUUCUGCCCAACUUCCACAACUCCCUCUAUCCCUUCAGCGCUGAUCGAGGUGCCCUCAAUCCCAGCAUGUUCUUUAAGGCAGAGCCCAAGUCACCUCACGAGCAGCUGCACAAGAUGAUGUCUGGUGCACCACGAGCUCCUGCUUCCACAGGAGAGUCACCAUUUGAUCUCACUACAAAGGCCAAGGAGACCAAGUCAGCUCAUCCCAGCCCAACAAACCCCUCAAACCCCAAAAGUAGUUCUGGGAGCAGUAGUGGACCUUUAUCAAUAGCUAGCGGGGAAGAACAGCCGUUGGACCUGAGCAUUGGCGGUCGGAGCCGAGGUGGACAUAAUGGUGUAGUGGCUGAGCCACCAAAUAGAAAAAACCACAUCUUUGGAAUUGGAAAGGGGGUCUCCAUCAAGGACGAAACCCCAGUUGGGUUUCCACAGCUCCAUUCCCAGUCGUUGCACCAAACCUCCAUUGCGCAGCACCAGCAGCAACACGCACAGCCACAUCAGCCACCACCCCUGCACUACGCCAAGCCCUCAGCAUUCUUCAUGGACCCCAUAUACAGCAGGGUGGAGAAGAGGAAGCUACUCGAUCCUGUAGGAGCUCUGAAGGAAAAAUUCCUCAGGCCCUCACCACCACUCUUCCAUCCACAGAUGUCAGCCAUGGAGAACAUGACAGAGAAGCUCGAGAGCUUUGGCGCUCUAAAACUGGACCCCCCGCCCAAUUCGCUGCAACACGCUCAUCCACUGUUCAACUUCCGCUCACCACCACCAUCCCUCUCAGAUGCCAUCCUCCGCAAGGGCAAGGAGCGAUACUCCUGCAGGUACUGUGGGAAAAUCUUCCCUCGCUCUGCAAACCUCACCAGACACUUGCGGACACAUACAGGGGAACAACCCUACAGGUGUAAAUACUGUGACCGCUCAUUCAGCAUCUCAUCCAAUCUUCAACGCCACGUUCGUAACAUCCAUAACAAGGAAAAACCCUUCAAGUGUCACCUGUGCAACCGCUGCUUCGGUCAACAAACCAACCUCGACCGCCAUCUCAAGAAGCACGAGCAUGAGAACAUUCCUGUGAGCCAACAGUCCGGGAUGCUUUCCAACCUAGGAACCACCAUCUCCUCCCCAAACUCCGAGCCAGACAAUCAUGCACUUUUAGAUGAGAAGGAGGACUCGUACUUCUCAGAAAUCCGUAACUUCAUUUCCAACAGUGAGAUGAACCAGGCCUCCAGCUCCACGGAUAAGAGAUCAGACCAGGCUGAGGAGGAACGCCCACCGAGCCACAGUUUGUCCAACUCUAAGCUAGGUCUCCGGGGACUAGAGGAGGAGGAGGAGGAAGUGGAGGGCGACGAUGAGGAGGAGGAGGAAGGCAGCCUGACAGAGAAGUCUCACGACGAGGCGCCUGAGUCACCGUCUCCCGUCACAACUGGAGUGUAUGAGGAGGACGAGGAGGAGGAGGAGACAGAGACAGCUCCUUUAGCUAUGGGCUAUGAACACACUCGCAGGCUUAUGCAAUGAUGCUGUCUCUCUCGGAGAACAACCCUUUGCACGCGCCCUCCCAGAACUCUCUGGACGCUUGGCUGAGCAUGGGAGGUGGACCGUCUGAGACGAGCAGCUUUCACCCGCUCAACCACAUCUAGACGAGAGAGCGAAAGCGGUAGGAAGAGUAGGAGAAACAUUGGUUUCGCAAAUGGAUAGAACAAGAGACAGAGUGGACAUGAGUAGUGAGAAACAUGGACGCUAGAGAAGAAUUCUGUGUCACAUUCAUUCUAGAUAGAAAUAAUGUGUGUGUGUGUGUGUGUGUGUGUGUGUGUGUGUGUGUGU